Temnothorax curvispinosus is the source of this 2165-nucleotide messenger RNA. RefSeq names its product carbohydrate sulfotransferase 11-like. The transcript is spliced from 4 exons. Lineage: Eukaryota; Metazoa; Arthropoda; Insecta; Hymenoptera; Formicidae. Gene Ontology annotation, cellular component: membrane. Gene Ontology annotation, molecular function: sulfotransferase activity. Gene Ontology annotation, biological process: carbohydrate biosynthetic process. Bases 674 to 1831 code for a protein of 385 amino acids. The record is from RefSeq and is a predicted model, not a curated record.
AUAAAAAUAUAUUUUUUAAAUUUGGAUACAUUUGGAUUAAUUUUGAAAUAUCGAGGAUGUAUACGUAUUAUUAUCUUAAUUAUUAGAAUUUGUGUUCUCUACGUUAAAGGAAUGUCGAGAAUAUAUACAGGAUAUAGGUAUUUCUUGGACAGUAUCGAGGAUAUAUAGAUUAUCAUUAUUAUUCAUUAAAUAAAGUUAGGACGUACAUAAAUUAAAAUAAACAUAAAAAAAUAAAAGGCCCCAAAGCUAAUAUAUUUAUCCGUGGCUAUUGUCCGCGACGAGCUACUGUGCCUUCUUUUCGGCUAUUUUUGAAUACGCUUCGACUUCGCUUCGCUAUGCUUCGCGCUUCGUCGCUUUUAUAUUUAAAACCGUGGAGGAGGACGAGAGUCCCUCGCUUCGUGGAACUUGUGUCGUUGCGUCCACAUAUUGUUCGGGAGAAACAGAUAAAUUGUCAGCGAUAUUCCUUCCUCCUUCCUGUUAUCUGUGGAGGCGGGACACGAGAGAGGAAACGGAAGAAUAAUAAUAUGCGACUUGCCGACUUCGUUGUAUUGUUUCGCCGCAGAGAUUCGUAGAUAUUCAUAUUCCUGAGUUCAACAUCGGCCGUAACGUACAACCAUAAUUGAGUGGCGUUUUACCUGAAGUGACUUGUACGAGUGACAAGAUAGGAGGCACGAUGCAUACGUCGUACAAAAUAUUAACGAUCGACAUGUUAACGUCGAGUGAUAAUAAAAAUUCAACGGUUUAUCCGGGAUUAUUGAAAGCCGGCUUUUGUUAUUUCCCAAAAAAGCUCUUUCUACUAAUGCAGAAACAGGUCACGGUGAUAGAAUCGAUCGCGGCGUUAGCGACGAUUUGCAUUGUUACGUUGUUGAUACUGGCAAAUUUAGCGCAAACCUCACACACGGAGACAAACAUAGAGCCGGCCGCAUCGCUGAGGUAUGCAUCGUCAAAAUAUGUGUCUGUUGCACGUGCCGUCACGUCUGGAAUAAUGCCGCGAGUUCCGCUGUCGCGGGACCAGAUGGAGGAUGUUAGGCGUGAAUUGGACAGGAGGAGGUGGUGGGUGGCACACGUGUGUGAGACAAUCGACACGAAAAGAUCGCAUCGGAACGCUUCGCUGACAAACAUGAUCAUCGACACGGAGCACAACGUGUCAUGGUGCCCUAUAUACAAGGCGGCGAGUUCCACGUGGAUGAAUUACUUUGCCGUUUUAAAGGACACUUUGACAGAUGUUACUAUAGACUUGGUGCGUCGCAAUCUUACCCAGGUCAGCGAUAUCGUGAGACAAAAAUUUCAACAGGAUGCGGAUUUUAAUAAAACCUAUAAGAAGAUGAGCAGAACGAAGAAGUUCCUAAUUGUGCGACAUCCGCUGGAGCGUCUCUUGUCCGCGUACAGGGAUAAGUUGGAGCACAUGCGGAAUCGCGAGUAUUACUACAAACGUUUCGGUCGGCGCAUCGUGCUCAAAUACCGUCGAUCCGGUAACACGACGAGAUUGGAACCGACGUUUGCCGAAUUUCUGCGAUUUAUAGUCAGCGAGAAGUACUUCGACGAGCACUGGACGCCGUAUUAUCGUACCUGCGAACCCUGCACGAUCCACUACGACUACAUUCUCAAGUUUGAGACUCUAGACAGGGAUCAGAACUUUCUCAUCCAGGAUGCCAAUCUGAGCGGAUACCUGUACGAGAAAGAUUACCCGCGAAACAUUAAUCCCCUGGGAGUGACCACCAGAAAAAUACUCGACGAGUACACCCGAGGAAUAUCGCAAUCGCUUCUCGAUGCAGUUUACAAGAUUUACGAGAACGAUUAUAAAUUGUUCAAUUAUUCGUCCGUUGUCUAAUGCUAUUGGUGUAUUUGUCGAUUAUAUUCAUGCAGGCAGCUCUCAAUUUUUAUACGACGUACAGACAGAUGAAGAAAUGUUAAAACUUGAUGAAAGUUUCGUGAUGUAACGUAAGAACUUUUUAAAUUCUUUUCAUUUUUUCAGAUUCUUUUCAGAGAAAACAUUUUGCUUGUUAAAAUAUACGUUAAAUAUAUUUAAUUAAAAAAUACGUAUAUUCUUUUUCUUAGAUUUUAAAUCCCGUGUAAUCGCAUUAUACUUAGAUAUUUACAUUCAAAUACAUAUUGUAAUAUAUAAAGUAUAAAUUAAGAUAACAUUUACGAAUGGUGAAGAGAUC